Naegleria lovaniensis is the source of this 2109-nucleotide messenger RNA. RefSeq lists its product as uncharacterized. Gene Ontology annotation, molecular function: protein binding. The record is from RefSeq and is a predicted model, not a curated record. The coding region runs from base 1 to 2109 and encodes 702 amino acids. NCBI's taxonomy places the organism in Eukaryota, Heterolobosea, Eutetramitea, Acrasida, Naegleriidae. The transcript has 2 exons.
AUGUUUAAAUCAAUCAAGUUUUUUCACUCAAACGUUGUAGACGACUGCUUUGACAAGGAGCAAAGUUAUCCUGAUGCGAUCGCAGAGGUGUUGCCAUUAACAUCUGAUGGUAAAUGUUUGACAAGUAGCACUACUGCUUCUACGACAACGCAAGCAUCCAACACACGCAAUUCAAGUUUUCUUGUUCAUAGGAUGAUCCUUUCAUCAAAGAAUCAAGUUUUGAGACACUUGUUUCAAAACACAAAUGUCACAAUGAUGACGACAAGCACACACUCUUCAACUCCUGUGACACCUCGUUCAUAUCAUCAUCGCGACUCUUCCACUCGAGCCAAAAUUCAACUGGGCUUUUCAUGCAGUGCAAUUCCCAUCUCUGCUCAUCAUCAAAAGGAAUGUAUUCAAUCUCUCCUCUCCUUCUACUACACUGGAAAAGUGGAAUUGAAUCAAAGAGAACACCUCUCAUCACUUCUCCUUCUUGCUCACCUCUACUUUGCUCCAGAAAUUGUCUUGUCACUCGUUCACUAUUUGGACUGCACAUUAUUGAAACAUUCAAAAGAUUUCACACUUUCCGAUUGUUUGAACAUUCUUUCUCUAUUUCACACUUCUUCAGAGAAACCUUGUCAACAUACCAUCAUUUCCUCAAUAGAUCCAUUGUAUGAAAAUGCCAUUCUAAAUCAACAACAGCAAACUCUUUCUUCAGAUUUUGCUGUCUUUUCCAAACAUUUAGUUCAAAACAAUAAUCAUUAUCAACCAUUCAAAUUUACAGAAUGGACUUCAUCAACAAACUCGUCAUUCCCUUCAUUUACAGAAAAAUAUGGAGGAGGUCAAACCAUUUGGAAAGAACAUGCUCAAAAUUUGAGAGAAAAAGCUCUUCAAUUCUUAUUUUCCAAUUUUUCACAAUGUGCUACCCAUUCUGAAUUUUUAAAUUUACAAUUCGAGAGAAUGCAAUCGAUUAUUUUGGAUGUAGCACAUCAUGCUGUUGUUGUCACUGAACAAAGAGACAUGACUUCUCAAUUGUUACAAGUCAUUCUGAAUUGGUUAAACUUCAAUUAUGAACAUCGAAUUCAACAAGCUCCACAAUUAUUUUCAUUACUGCAAAUCCUUGUUGAGAAGCAGCAGCAAGAUUCACCAUUGAAUGUAUUGAAAUUAUCAUCAUCAGCAGCAGAAUGGCCAACAUCCACGUGUUCCAAUAACAUUGAAAUCAACACACCUUCUUCCAUCAAACACUUGACUUGUUCAAAUCCUAUCCAACAACACGAACAACAACAACAACCAGAAAUCUAUACUCUUCACAUACAAUCUGCAACACCUCCUCAAAAAUCAACCUCUCAUGAACAAACAUCAUCCGAAAAAUCAAUCACUCCAGAAAUUCAAACCACCACCACUCGACACCCCUUCAAAAUGUCAUCCUUCUUAGGGAUUGAUAUGGAAGAAACCCAUUCAACCAGUACACCACCAACCUCUCCUGUUGUGGCUCUUAUUGCUUCCGACGAGUAUGGAUCGAGUUCUUCUUCUUCCAAUGCUUCCUCACGUAAUAAUUCAACCUUAAAUUCUCCAACACACAUGAUGUCGGAACCAUACUCCACAACGUCGUCGACCAAAGAGAGUAUGAUUCCAACUAUUUCAACGAGUAACAUCAUGACCCGUGCUGUUACAACAACUACUACUCCAACAAUAACAACAACCACCUUGAAUCAUACUCUCGCUCCAAAUUUAUCCACACAUCAUCAACCUCACAACAACAACAAGUAUUCCCUCACUCCAAAUUUCAACAGUAGUAAUCAUCCUCAUCCUUCGAUCAGAACCACCAGUCCAAAUCAUCAUGAUUCCGAUAGUGGUGGCACCUCUACCCGAAUUUCUCGUUCUCAUUCAGCCUUUGUUCGACCUCACAAGGAACAGGAAAAGGGAACUUUUGGGCAUUUGAAGCGGUUGGCGACACCGUUUAAAUUUACGUUUACAGAGCGGGAUGAUGAAAAAGAAAAAUCACCUCCGAAAACCAUCUUUGAGGUGGAGGAAGAGAGUCUUUCGGAUUGGCAAGAAGUUGGAAAGAUUGUUACGGUUGUGCCCGUGAAAAAAGUAGAACAAGUUCUUGUGAAACGAGAGGACAAGUAA